Messenger RNA from Zingiber officinale, 759 nucleotides. RefSeq names its product 50S ribosomal protein L18, chloroplastic-like. Gene Ontology annotation, biological process: translation. Gene Ontology annotation, cellular component: ribosome. Lineage: Eukaryota; Viridiplantae; Streptophyta; Magnoliopsida; Zingiberales; Zingiberaceae. Bases 126 to 650 code for a protein of 174 amino acids. The record is from RefSeq and is a predicted model, not a curated record. The transcript is spliced from 3 exons. Gene Ontology annotation, molecular function: 5S rRNA binding; structural constituent of ribosome.
GGGUGCAAAAUGAAAUAGUUUGUCCAUGGAUAGAGAGAGAUAAGGUAUCCUUUGUUGCUAAUCGUCUGUCUUCAGCGAGUAGAACUCAAAAACCGAUUUCUUCUUCUUCUUCUUCUUCUUCUUCGAUGCUUCUGUCCUCUUCACCAGCGGCAGCUGCCGCUCUCAGUUUUCCGGCAAUGGCGGGAAGAAGCACCUUCCUCGGCGGGCAGCUUCUCUUCUUCCAACCGAACAAGAAUCCCUUCACUAGUACCCUUCCCGCGACUGCCAUUUCUAUCGUAGCCAAGGCCACCACCCGGAGAGAGAACCGUACUGCUCGACAUGAACGCAUCCGCAAGAAGGUGAAUGGUACCCCGGAGAGACCAAGAAUGUGUAUUUACCGCUCGAACAAACAUUUAUACGUCCAAGUCAUCGACGAUUCCAAGAUGCACACUCUAGCUUCGGCUUCUACAAUGCAGAAACCUAUUUCAGAAGAGCAUGAUUACUCUUCUGGUCCAACUCUCGAAGUGGCAAAGAAGGUGGGCGAAGCCAUCGCAAAGGCUUGCUUGGAGAAGGGAAUCGCCAAGGUGGCUUUCGAUCGCGGUGGCUAUCCUUAUCAUGGGCGCAUUGAAGCUUUGGCUAAUGCCGCAAGGGAACACGGUCUCGAGUUCUAAAAAAUUGUUCCAUUGAUCAAAUUGGAAGAACAAAUAUGUAUGAUUUUCUUGGGAACUAUAGUAUGAUUUCCAAGUGAUUGAAUGUCAAGUAAAUACAAAAUUGUCUUCA